AUGUCCAAUUUUGAAUGGCCUAAAUUUGGUAGAAAUAAAAAAACGCCGAAAGAAACAACACCUGAAUGGGUAUUUGAACUAGAAAAACAAUUUGCUGAAGACACAGCUAAAUUUAAGGCUCAUAUUAAUAAACUAAAAGAUGAAUUGAAUAAAAUUAAUGUUGGAAUUAAAUCAACGAAUGAAAUUUUGAAAUCUUCUAAUGCACUUAUGGCAUCAGCUACUGAACGGAUGGCAUCAGCUAAUGCACAGAUGGCAUCAGCUAAUGCACAGAUGGCAUCAGCUCGGGAAUGUAUAGCCUCCUGUUCUACUAAAAUAGAAUCAGCAGGAUUAAAAAAGAAAUUAGCAUUGAAAGAGAUGAAUGAAAUACAAACAAAGAUUAAUAAAACUAAAGCAUAUCGUGAAGAAACAGAUAAAUAUUGGAAUGAUUUAAUUAAUAAAGAAAUUGAAAAACAAUGUACAUCUCGUCAAGAUCGAUGUAGUAAUAUAAUUACUUUAAAUUCAUCAAUGAAACGAUUAAACAACAACAAUGAUCAUAAUCAUAAACAUACACAAACAAAAAAAAACAAGAAAAAAUUAUCAUAA
Rotaria sordida is the source of this 582-nucleotide messenger RNA. The record is from the annotation of a GenBank genome assembly. Lineage: Eukaryota; Metazoa; Rotifera; Eurotatoria; Philodinida; Philodinidae.